GGCAUUUCAGAAAAUAUUUCAAUAUUCUGGUAAAAGUUGACUGUUUCAGUUGAAUUUUUAUUUAUUUUCUGCAUUGGAAAGCAAUAUAAGUUUUUGUUAGUUCCCAAUAUCUAUUCUUGUCAAGCCAGUACUCGAGAUAUACUUAUAUUCGUCGGUAUGUUUUAAUUUAAAAUUCAAAAUAAUUGUAUAUUUCUGAGUCUUUGUCAUCCAGUUGUGCAUGUUUAUAUGACGUAAUGUAUUAUAGUUUUAAUGUAUAAAGACCUAUAAAGUUGAAAAAAAGUAUAGAAUAUGUUCAGAUAGACUGUAGUUAAUAAUACAUAAUUGGAUUGAACUGCAGAAGACCUAGAAUUUAUUAAAUAAAAUCUUUGUAGACUGUUGUGAUUGGUAUGAGAAUGUAUGAUUCCUUAUCAAUUAUAAAUAAUUUGGGUCAGAUUGCAAGACUGCAGCAACAAUUUUUAUAUAAUAACUACAUUGGUCAAUAGCCGUGCAGAAUCAGGCUAUCCUGCAUGAGGAUUAAAAUGCCUUCAUGGGAUUUUCACGGGAUUCUCAAAAAUGUCAUUGUUUCACUGUAGUUAUUUUAUACAAAGUGACUAUAUGACCGGCAGCCGGUCACGGUUUAUCCAAAUACUAAAUGGCCGGCAGUCUAGUGACUAUAGUUGAAUAUAAAGACUUCUGUUUGCGUUAACUUUUACCAAGCUUGCCAUUAGCUCAUACGGCAAGGGCGCUGUGUGCCGAAAGUUAAACGCAGUCGGGGUCGGGAUGUGUUUUGUCUGACUUAGCAUUGUUUUUUCUUAUAAUUUUUUAAACUUUUUUUCCGGCUUUUCUAACUCUCAAAAGGUUAGGGGUUAGGGUUAGAAAAGGGGUUGGGGAUUGGUUUAUCUUAUAAAAAUUCAACUUUAACAAUAGUCACUAGACUGCCGGCCAUUUAGAAUUUGAUAAACCGUGACCGGCUGCCGGUCAUAUAGUCACUUUGUAUUUUAUAAAACAAUUAAUUACCAAAUGGUUUUCCAAGCAGGAUAGCUUGAUCCAUUCACUUGGGAUGUUGCUCGACUUUCGGAAAGCGUAAAAAUACACUCGGCUCGAGUAUCUCUAGUCUUGCAACAUCCCUUGUGCAUGGAUCACACAAUCCUGCAAGGAAAACCAUUCGGUAUUCCUUUAAAAUGGCUUAUUCUGUACUAUACAGAUGGAUCUUUUUUGUCAAACAUCAGAAUGAUACGUCAGAAAUGAACAUAGGGAAAAACAUAUAGUUUGUCAGAGAGCUUAAUAUCUAUAUAUAUAUAUAUAUAUAUAUAUAUGCGGCUACUGUGAUCGUCCAUCAAGACGAUCUCUACACAUAGUUUUUCUUGAAUGAUGAUUGUUUAACAUAUGAAUAAGAUUGUGCUAAUAUAACCCUAGCUACCUCGUCUGAAUAUUUUUUCUUGUGCCCAGACUAUGAUAGUGCAUUUAAAUUGAACCAAUCUUCCCCUUAAGAAAUACAGAUAAUUAGCUAAUAACACUUUAGGCUCUUACAUAUAUAUAUACCUUACUGAAUUGUCACAUGAUUUGACAGAAUUAUAGCAUCAUAAUCUCAGCAUUUUACCUGAUGCAGCCAAGGGUCAUUUACAACUUUUCCACAAUGGAGUUGCUGCUGUAGUGUCAUUGCUAGAAAUUUCACUUUUCAUUGCAGUAUAAUCGAAAUCAGGAGCGAUGCCUCAUACCUCUGGUUCAGAUUAUGUUAAAAGUUGGGCUGGUUUAUUUAAAAUAGGAGAGUUUGUAAGUGUACAGACAGUACAGUACAAUGUAUUGUUGGUAUUUAUUGUAUUUAUAUUGGAAUUAACAUGUAGCAUAACCUAAAAUUGCAGCAUGUAAACGUACCUUAGUAGGCCACACCAUAGAAUAGAGACAAUACAGACAAUACACUCACCAUGGUCCUAGCCAGUGCAGUUACGAGAGGUGUUCACCCUGGACAUUUGCCAUUUUGAAUAUUUUCAGGGGGGUGAGUGCCUCUCGUACGCCCACUGGCUAGGGGCAUGGCAACAGCAUUGCAGCAGUCAUGCCAAAAUCAUAGGCACAUCACUAUAACCAUCGCACUGCAUGGAUUGUACAUGUGGCCCUAACUUGUCUUUAACCCAUUCAGCUGCGAGGCUUCCCCAUUGACGAGUAAAAUUGCCUGGCGCUAGACAAGUAAAAAAAAGUGGGGCCAACUGGGGCGCAUUGCGGCUCAAAGGGUUAAUGCCUGUUUUAAUGCCAACCUUUAUCUAUAUUUAUGUAUUAUUCAAAUAAAGUUGUAUUGUAUUGUAUUGUAUUGUGUAACACUUACUACACUUCAAGUCUUCACAUAAUGAUAGAGUUCUUCCUUUUUCUAGUUUUGUCUCCUGAUUGCAUUCUCAUGUUUGGCAGAUUUUGCUGACAAGUCUGAAAACAACGGAUCUUUUAAGUUUUUCCUAUUUGUCGCGAUAACAGCAUGGCUGAUCACAAUGCUCUUGUUUGUUUUAUUCUCAUCUGGUGCCCAUGACAGAAUAUCAAUGAACUGGACACUUGCAGUUAUGUAACAAAUAAUACAAAUUUGGUUUGAAAUUGUGGUGCACUCAUCGCAGCAACCAUAUCUUUCACACCUGAUAUUGUAGGGUCGAUUCUCGCUGCAGACUCACAACACUUAUGCGAAAAGUGCCAUUGGGUUUUUUCUGGGUAGGGUGGGUUGGGGUAAGCCACUCGCUAACUGGCUGGAUGUAUUCGUUUACUGGCCAAGGAUGAAAGUAUAAAGAGAUGUUAGGCAUCAAACACCAGACUAUUUUUACUCAUCAAGGGGAGAGCGAUGACACUGAAAGGGUUAAACAGACUAUCUGUCCAUGUGCAAACCCAUUCAGUUGUAUUGCACCCAAAUGCUCCCUACUUUAUUACAUUACUUUGUCUAACAUCAGAUCAUUUUACUCAUCAAGGGGAGAGAGUGCUGGCAUUCAAUAUGCUAGUUAGUUAGUUCAUUAACAUCCUGCUCAAAUGUUUCGUGCAUCUCUUUCCAGAUGUUGAUAUAUUCGGCUGUGUACGUAUUCCUCCUGCUAAUAUCAACCUCAUUAGUCGCAGAUAAAGCUCGUCAGUUUCGACGUGGUGUUAGGAAAUAUGAAGUGGGACAUGAACGUUAUGAGUUUGAAGAUACCUGUGAUUAUUAUAGUGAUUCAGGCUCUCCCUGUAGUAAUGUUGAAGCUGCUACGGUAUGUAUAUGUUAAGCGUUCUCCAGUGAUGUAGUUACUUAGGUGAUAUUUCCCAACCAUUCAUGUUACAGCCAAAAGUUGACCUUGAAAUGGGUUGAAAUAUUGUCUAGUAACUUGAAAUCUGUUAUCUACUAAAUCUAGUAUCUCUCAUUUGGAUAGUAAAUAUUCCAACAGCAAAUUGGGAGGGGAGGAGAAAGAAAUUUGCAUGACUUUUUUGCAUUCCUGACUAAUCAUCCAGUAUACAAAGAAGGGACAAGGUCGGCUUAUGAUUCUGCAACAUUUUGUUGAUUUUCUGAGAUUAACAUGCAAGAUUUAAACACUUUAUGCCUGCAGACAACAUUUUCCACGACAUCCAAACCCUCUGAUACUGAGACUGUGUCUAUCUUGAUCACUUAUUACUGUGUUUCCAUGCCAGGUAUUUGCUUUCAUGGCAUUGGCUCUGUUUCUUGCUGAUACGGUAUUCUAUUUCAUGGAGUACCGCUCUACUGCUGGACCUGCUGCUGAUCAGGGUGGAUUUGUACAACACGACGAGGCCGGAACACCAAAGGAUUAUAAUAGAUCUGAUAUUGAACAAAUACCUUGAGACGGUCAAAGAAAGAGCUAACAUUUGUUUAUAAUAUAUCGAAUAUGCCUUUGCAUAAGACUUACGCCCGUAUUCACUUAUGGGUGAAUAGGGGUUACAAAUCCGCCCAAAUUUGAAGCAAAAUCCGCGAUCCGACAAUGGGUCUUGUCUAAAUUUGAAUCCGCUAAAAGCUCUACUAUGAAGUCACAAUCUAAAUUGCAAGCUAAAUCCACAAUCCGAGCCAAAAUAUUAGAUAAAUCCACAAUCCGCUGUAUUAAAUUAAUAAGAUCCGAAAAUCCGUGUAAAAUAUUCGCCAGAUCCGAAAUCCGAACAAUUUUUUCUGUGAAAUCCGACGAUCCGAAAACCUAUUCCACCCCCCCCCCCCCGUAUUCUAAAAGCUCACUCACACUCAAUGAGUGGAUGUUCAAUCUGAGCUUCUCUUGAGUGUCAAUGCUGUUUUUGAAUAGCUUGAGGGUGAGUAGUCACAUAGUAAGGUAUGACACUAACCCUCCAGCUAUUCAAAAACAGCAUUGACACUCGAGAGAAGCUCAGAUUGAACCUCCAUUCAUUAGCCGUUUUCACAUUAGAAGUCCGUCUAGACGAACAAAUCGUCUCAAAACCGUCUUUUAGUCGGACAAAAUUUUAAACGAACAAGU
Paramuricea clavata is the source of this 4406-nucleotide messenger RNA. The record is from the annotation of a GenBank genome assembly. NCBI's taxonomy places the organism in Eukaryota, Metazoa, Cnidaria, Anthozoa, Malacalcyonacea, Plexauridae.